Messenger RNA from Daphnia pulicaria, 1217 nucleotides. RefSeq names its product 2-oxoisovalerate dehydrogenase subunit beta, mitochondrial-like (gene BckdhB). Gene Ontology annotation, biological process: response to nutrient; branched-chain amino acid catabolic process. Lineage: Eukaryota; Metazoa; Arthropoda; Branchiopoda; Diplostraca; Daphniidae. Gene Ontology annotation, molecular function: catalytic activity. The transcript is spliced from 8 exons. The record is from RefSeq and is a predicted model, not a curated record. The coding region runs from base 53 to 1153 and encodes 366 amino acids.
UAAUCGGAAGUUGGAAUCAGACGAUAUCGACGUAAAAUUGCUAAGUGUAAACAUGGCUCUCCGUACUUUCAUUAAACGGAAUCUCAUUCUCAACAAUAAAUGCCCGUUAAGAAUAUCUCAGCGGUUGUCUCAUUUCACUUUCGUUCCAGAUACUGUUUCUGCUUCCGAAGGUGAAACUCAGCGGAUGAAUUUGUUUCAGGCCAUCAAUAAUUCACUUGAUAUAGCUCUAACCCAAGAUCCUACUGCUGUUAUCUUUGGUGAGGAUGUUGCAUUUGGUGGUGUGUUUCGCUGCACAGUUGGCCUCCAGGAGAAGCACGGCAAGUCCAGAGUUUUCAACACCCCACUGUGUGAGCAAGGAAUUGCUGGAUUUGGUAUUGGAGCUGCCACUGCUGGAGCCACUGCCAUUGCAGAGAUUCAGUUUGCAGAUUACAUCCUUCCAGCAUUUGAUCAGAUAUGCAAUGAAGCUGCCAAAUACCGGUACAGGAGUGGGGGCAUUUAUGAUUGUGGAUCUCUGACCAUCCGUGCUCCUUGCUCUGCAGUAGGGCAUGGAGCGGUGUACCACUCCCAAAGCCCUGAAGCUUUCUUUGCUCAUUGCCCCGGACUCAAGGUUGUGGUUCCCCGAGGGCCCAUCAAGGCCAAGGGCUUGCUCCUGUCGUGCAUUCGUGACAAAAACCCGUGCUUGUUCUUCGAACCCAAGAUCCUGUACCGUAGCGCCGUCGAACAGGUUCCAGUCAAAGAUUACACUAUGCCGUUGUCGAAAGCCGACAUCCUAGUCGAAGGAGAUGACAUCACGCUGGUUGGCUGGGGCACCCAGGUUCAUGUUCUGCGCGAAGUCUGCCAACUAGCCAAGGAUCAGCUCAACGUUUCGUGCGAACUGAUCGAUCUGGUUACCAUUCUCCCGUGGGACAAGGAGACCAUCGCCCAGUCGGUGAAGAAAACGGGGCGAUUGUUGAUAGCCCAUGAAGCGCCAUUGACGUCCGGAUUUGGAGCUGAAAUAGCGGCCAGCAUUCAGCACGAGUGUUUCCUGAAUUUAGAGGCGCCCAUUGAGCGUGUCACGGGAUUCGACACACCUUUCCCGCACAUGUUUGAGCCGUUCUACAUGCCCGACAAAUGGCGUUGCUUCGAAGCUGUCAAGAAACUAGUAAACUAUUAAGAGAGCAAUUUAAAAAAAAGUCAUGUUUAAAACGAAAAAAAAAAAAUAAAGAAUUAAAAUUUAA